AAACACAAAUCAACACAGGCACACUUCCCUCUAGCCCGCACGCACUCAUCCCUAGAAAAAACAAACCAAACACUCUGCCCUCAGGCCUCGAAGAGAAGAAACUAAAAAAAUGCCAGCGCAAAUGCAACGCCCUCUGCUUCUCCUCCCUUUCUUCCUAACAACCCUCCUUCUCUGCUGUCAACCAAUCUCAACCGUCGCUUCACCGGACCCUACCUUAUCUCCAUCCAACGGCACAGAUUACAUCCGCUCAGGCUGCGGCGCAACAUUAUACCCCGAAAUCUGCUACGCCUCCCUCUCUCGCUACGCCAGCGCCAUCCAAAAUAGCCCCGGUCGCCUAGCUCGCGUGGCCAUCAAGGUCAGCCUCUUAAGAACAAGUCACAUGGCAGCCUACGUCUCCAACCUAUCCCGCCAAUCAGACUUCGGAGCCGACAACCGCGCCGCCGCUGCCCUUCACGACUGCUUCUCAAACUUGGGAGACGCCGUUGAUGAGAUACGCGGGUCGCUUAAGCAGAUGCGGCAGGUUGGAGCAGCGGGGCCGUCGACAGAAUCGUUUCAGUUUCAGAUGGGUAACGUGCAGACAUGGAUGAGUGCGGCUUUGACAGAUGACGAAACGUGUACGGAUGGAUUCGAGGAUGUGGGGGAUGGGGAGGUGAAAACUGAGGUAUGUAACCGUGCGGCGAUUGUCAAGAAACUUACAAGCAAUGCUCUUGCUCUUGUUAACAGCUAUGCUGCCACAGGAACGCCGUGAUAAACAACAUGUAUUUUUUUUUUUGAAGUAACUUUUUAUUUGGAUAGAGUGAGUGAGUGUGUGAAAUACAUGGUAGGAAAGGAGGGAGGAGCUUUAUGGUUUCUUGAAUCUUGACUGGGAGGAGACUGUUUGUUGUGUAUAUGUGGAUUAAUUUGCAAUUAGUUUUGUUAUCAGUAAUUUAAUUGUGUA
Molecule: messenger RNA, 937 nt
Organism: Populus euphratica (Euphrates poplar)
Lineage: Eukaryota; Viridiplantae; Streptophyta; Magnoliopsida; Malpighiales; Salicaceae
Product: 21 kDa protein-like
Exons: 1
Coding region: 110-748 (212 amino acids)
Biological process (GO): negative regulation of catalytic activity
Molecular function (GO): enzyme inhibitor activity
Source: RefSeq, a predicted model, not a curated record